AAAUAGCUGCAGAGGCCAAUAAUGGUAUUUGUGGUGUUGGUGUAUCAUUCAAUGCAAGCAUCGGGGGAAUUCGCAUGUUAGAUGGGGCAGCUACUGACGUCAUAGAGGGAUUAUCGCUUGGUUACCGAGCUGACUACAUCGAUAUUUACACGUGCUGCUGGGGCCCAAAAGACGACGGGAAAAGAUUCGGAAAACCAGGAUUUUUUGCGAGUAGAUCUCUUGAGAUCGGUGCGAAGAAGGGACGUGGUGGCAAAGGUAAUAUCUUCGUCUGGGCGACUGGUAAUGGUGGACUAACAGACGACGACUGUAACUGUGACGGUUAUACGACUAGUAUUUAUACAGUAUCUAUAGGUGCCAUUAGUGACCAUGGACUGUCUACGUACUAUACGGAAACGUGCGCAUCGACUAUUGCGGUUACGUUCUCUGGCGCGUCGCAUCGCGAGGCUGACGAAAAUAAAAUUGUAAGUUGAAUUGAUUCAGUCAGAGAGAUCAGCUAGUCUAAAGUCAA
Molecule: messenger RNA, 508 nt
Organism: Exaiptasia diaphana
Lineage: Eukaryota; Metazoa; Cnidaria; Anthozoa; Actiniaria; Aiptasiidae
Product: PC3-like endoprotease variant B
Biological process (GO): protein processing
Cellular component (GO): trans-Golgi network; Golgi membrane
Molecular function (GO): serine-type endopeptidase activity
Source: RefSeq, a predicted model, not a curated record